Molecule: messenger RNA, 3415 nt
Organism: Zingiber officinale
Lineage: Eukaryota; Viridiplantae; Streptophyta; Magnoliopsida; Zingiberales; Zingiberaceae
Product: protein HIRA-like
Exons: 10
Coding region: 297-3242 (981 amino acids)
Biological process (GO): chromatin remodeling; DNA-templated transcription; regulation of DNA-templated transcription
Cellular component (GO): HIR complex; nucleus
Molecular function (GO): protein binding; nucleosome binding
Source: RefSeq, a predicted model, not a curated record
AAAGGCAAAUGUUCAUCAAACUCCAUUGUUAUGGCGAUUUAUUGAUUUUUACCACUCUUUUCUUUUUUCGUCUUGAUCGUAUUCAAACAUGAAUUAGAUUCGUAGUCACUACCAAACACUCCUAAAAUCUUCUCCCUGCACUUCUUGCUUUCUAGGGUUUCGAAGUUGCCUCUCCACCGAUUUCUCGCCUUUUUCUCUCUGGCGUCUGUGAAACUCGCAUUAGGGUUUUGGGAAUUCGAAUUCUGAAGUGGGGGCAGGCAGUCUUGCUCAAGGCUUAGUGGGAGGGGUCGAAGAGGAUGAUCACGGAGAAGCCUAGCUGGGUUAGACAUGAGGGGAUGCAGAUCUUCUCCAUUGAUAUCCAAGCCGGCGGUCUCAGGUUUGCAACUGGUGGAGGUGAUCACAAGGUUCGAAUAUGGAACAUGAAAUCACUAGAGGGGGGCUCUGAAAAUGAUUCUUCAACUCCUAAAGUGCUGGCUACACUGCGGGACCACUUUGGAUCAGUUAAUUGUGUCAGGUGGGCUAAGCAUGGUAGGCUCCUUGCUUCUGGAUCUGAUGAUCAGGUAAUUCUUAUUCAUGAGAAAAAGCCUGGAUCUGGUACAACUGAAUUUGGCAGCGGAGAGCCUCCAGAUGUAGAAAAUUGGAAAGUUACUAUGACAUUGAGAGGCCAUACUGCAGAUGUGGUAGAUCUCAAUUGGUCUCCUGAUGACUCAACACUAGCUAGUGGUAGCUUGGAUAAUACUAUUCACAUUUGGAGCGUUACCACUGGCAUCUGCACUGCUGUACUAAGAGGGCAUUCCAGCUUAGUCAAAGGAGUUACUUGGGAUCCUAUUGGUUCUUUCAUAGCUAGUCAGUCAGAUGACAAAACUGUAAUAAUAUGGAGAACUAGUGAUUGGAGCUUGGCACAUAAGACAGAAGGCCACUGGUCAAAGUCGCUUGGUUCUACAUUUUUCAGGCGCCUUGGGUGGUCACCGUGUGGCCAUUUCAUCACUACUACUCAUGGCUUUCAGAAACCUAGACAUUCAGCCCCUGUUCUUGAAAGAGGUGAAUGGUCUGCUACCUUUGAUUUCCUGGGUCAUAACGCUCCUGUUAUUGUGGUAAAGUUUAACCAUUCCAUGUUCCGGAAACAAUUUUCUAAUUCCCAAGAAGCAAACUCUGCACCUGCUGGAUGGACCAAUGGAUCUUCUAAGGCUGCAUCAAGAGAGCUCCAACCAUAUAACGUUAUUGCAAUUGGAAGUCAGGACCGUACUAUAACAGUGUGGACGACGGCAAGUGCCCGCCCCUUAUUUGUUGCUAAACACUUCUUUACACAAAGUGUUGUUGACUUAUCAUGGAGCCCAGAUGGCUAUGCUCUUUUCGCUUGCUCUUUGGAUGGCACAGUAGCCUCCUUUCAUUUUGAGGUGAAGGAGCUAGGACACAGGUUAAAUGAUACUGAGCUGGAUGAAAUAAAGAGAAGUCGGUAUGGAGAUGUCAGAGGAAGGCAAUCAAACUUAGCAGAAAGUGCUGCACAGUUAGUGCUAGAAGCAGUCUCAGCUAAGCAAACAGCAAGCAAAAAAGUAGCAUCUACUGUUGAGAAAAAUCAGAUAUCUGGAAAAGCUUCCACUGAUCCAGUAAAUCCAAUUAUUAGCCAACCAAUUCACAAGAGUACUGAUGCCCAGACUGGAGAUGGUAGAAAAAAUGGAGGGGCUAUAAACGAUGGUUCAAAUACUAUUACAUCUGCGCAGUUAUCAAGUCCUCCAAAACAAAGAGAGUAUCGCCGUCCUGAUGGCCGAAAACGAAUUAUACCAGAAGCAGUUGGAGUUCCAGCACACCAGGAAAAUCAGUCUGCAGUUCAUGCUCAACUUGCAGAAUUCUCUCCCUUGGCCUUGGAUCAAACAAAGGACAAUCGAAAUGUAGUUGCUGAUGGUGGGGUAAAAGAUGCUUCCCUAAAGCGUCCAUUUAGUGGAAGCUAUGAGACACACAGCUAUUCUGACAAGCUUAACAACUGUGGAUCUAAGGAGCGUUCUGGAAUCACUGCAAGAGCUAACAUCACUGAAAGUCUUCUUAUCGAGAAAACACCAGUUCUGACUAGCACUGAUGGAAGGGCUAAUGUAGAACAUAUAGGGUGUAUAGGCAUGCCAAGUUUUCUAUCAACCUGCAAUUCUCUUUCAAUUCGAGUAUUUAAUAAGAAAAAUACUGAAGACAGUUUACCAAUCUGCCUGGAAGCAAAGCCUGUUGAGCAUUCUGCCCAUGACAUGAUUGGUGUUGGUAAUGCAUUUUCCACUAAAGAAACUGAAAUAAGUUGCACACAAGGAUCUGAAACUCUGUGGUCUGAUCGCAUAUCUGGAAAAGUCACUGUUUUAGCUGGAAAUGCCAAUUUUUGGGCUGUUGGUUGUGAUGAUGGUUGCCUACAGAUCUACACUAAAUGUGGAAGGCGAGCCAUGCCAGUCAUGAUGAUGGGAUCUGCUGCAGUUUUUGUAGAUUGUGAUGAGGCUUGGAAGUUGCUUCUUGUCACAAAAAGAGGUUUGCUGUAUGUUUGGGAUCUUUUUAACAGGACUUGCAUUUUGCACGAGUCUUUAGCUUCUCUAGUUACAGCAAGGGAGGAGUCUUCAACAAAAGAUGCCGGUACCAUACGAGUUAUUUCUGCAAGAUUCUCCAGAUCAGGGUCACCUCUGGUUGUUCUUGCCACCCGUCAUGCCUUUCUGUUUGACAUGAGCAUGCUGUGCUGGCUAAGGAUAGCUGAUGAUUGCUUUCCAGCUUCAAAUUUUGCAAGUACCUUUAACUUGAGUUCUAUUCAAAGCGGUGAACUGGGGAAGUUGCAGGUUGAUGUUGGCAAAUUCUUGGCAAGAAAGCCAAGCUGGACAAGGGUGACAGAUGAUGGGACACAGACACGAGCACAUUUGGAGACACAGCUUGCUUCAUCUCUUGCUCUCAAGUCCCCUAAUGAAUAUCGCCAAUGCCUUUUAUCUUACGUUAGAUUUCUUGCAAGAGAAGCAGAUGAGUCUCGUCUUCGAGAAGUUUGUGAAAGUUUUCUUGGUCCUCCCACAGGAAUGGCAGAGUCUACGCCUACAGACCCAAAGAAUCCAGCAUGGGAUCCUUAUGUGCUAGGAAUGAAAAAGCACAAACUCCUCAGGGAAGAUAUUCUUCCGGCUAUUGCUUCAAACAGGAAGGUCCAAAGGCUGCUAAAUGAGUUCAUGGACCUACUCACUGAAUAUGAAACUAGUGAAGCUCAUACAGAUACUAUGGAUAUUGCUCCACAAACGUAAUGAUGCCAACCCAUGAUGAAGUUAGUCUUUGUAAUUUUGUAAGCAUCACCUCGCUUGACACCUGAGAAUUAUCAAUGUAACAUCGAUCUGCUGUCGAACUAUAGUCUAACCAUAUUGUCUACAGAAUAGUUGUGCUGAUAAUGUCAUCAAAAUGCUUGUAUUGUUUCCCUUCA